AUGCAGCGUCCAGUGACAUCAUCCGCCACCCUUCUCCGAUGGGCCAUCAAGCCCUCGGCACAGCGCACCUCGGUGUUGCGCACCUUCUCCUCCUACGGAAGCGCUCACCAGUCCUCAAAGCGAGAUAUGCAAACAGCUACCGCGUACCGUCCGCACACCCUGCCCUCCUCUUUCCCGCCGCCGCGCAGCGCGGGCACUCCGGACACCUCCAUCUCCGCAGACUUUCCGCCUGAGCGACAGGUCUCGCAGACAGAGACCUCUUCCACUAUCAGUCUGCCAGAGGGGGAGGCUCAGAAGUCCAGAUCUGCCCCGUCCGCUGCCCCGUCAACUACAACCGCAAACACAGCCAAACCCGCUACCAAGCCUCGGCGACCGCUGCGGGCGAGGAAGGCAGCCAUGAAAGUGACACCGCUGGCCAUCGAACAACUUCGCAAACUGAUGGAUUCGCCGGACCCCAAAUUCAUUCGUGUGGGCGUCAAGAACCGCGGCUGCUCUGGGCUGGCCUAUCACCUGGAGUACGUGGAGAAGCCUGGCAAGUUCGACGAGGUGGUCGAGCAGGAUGGCGUCAAGGUCUUGAUUGAUAGCAAGGCCCUGUUCAGUAUUAUCGGCAGUGAAAUGGACUGGCUAGAGGAUAAGCUGAGUAGGCGGUUUGUCUUCCGUAACCCUAACAUUAGUGAGUUUUCCCUCUCCUUCCACCUCCAUGGCUUUUGUGGUUUGAGUUGA
Penicillium lagena is the source of this 723-nucleotide messenger RNA. RefSeq names its product Fe-binding Fe/S cluster assembly protein ISA1 (gene isa1). Gene Ontology annotation, biological process: iron-sulfur cluster assembly. Bases 1 to 723 code for a protein of 240 amino acids. The transcript has a single exon. The record is from RefSeq and is a predicted model, not a curated record. Gene Ontology annotation, cellular component: cytoplasm; mitochondrion. Lineage: Eukaryota; Fungi; Ascomycota; Eurotiomycetes; Eurotiales; Aspergillaceae. Gene Ontology annotation, molecular function: 2 iron, 2 sulfur cluster binding.